AUGGUCACAGGAAGUUCCGGUGCCGUGCUGGGUAUGCCACAGGUCAAAGAAAUGGUCUACGAGAACAGAAAGACAUACGCUGAGAAGCACGGUCUCGAAUUUAUGUGGGCAAACAUGACAAGCUACAACAUGCCCAAUGGCGCGCCGAUAUACUGGAACAAGAUCCCGGUUCUCAAAGAAGCCUUCGAGCGCUUCCCGGAUGCCGAAUGGGUGUGGUGGAUGGAUAUAGAUAUCAUCAUCAUGAACACGACACUGAACGUCUACGACCAUGUCCUUUCCAAGGAGGGAUUGGCUCGCAAUAUCCUUCUCGACCGUGAGAUGACUGGCGCGGGGGGUGGCAAAACUGGCUAUAGCACCCCGGCUACCUAUAAGCGCGACGAUAUCAAUUUUGUCAUCUCGCUGGAUAACUGGGGUAUGAACGUUGGCAACUUUCUGAUGCGACGGGGCGAGUGGAGCAACUGGCUACUCAAUCUGUGGAUUGAGCCACUUUAUAUCUCUCAGAACUGGGUGUUUCCGGAGAACGACGCUUGGACGCAUAUGUGGCAGUAUCACGAUAUUGUGCGGGAUCAUGCGGCGGUCAUGACCCAGCGCUCGAUGAAUGCUUAUCCGGACUAUAAUGCCCUUGGAGAACAUUGGCAGCCGGGCGAUCUCAUUGUUCACUUUGCGGGGUGCGGUUCCGCGGCGAUUUGCGAAGAAAAGUGGAAUCAAUAUUGGAAUAUGCGGGAGAAGGUUGAGGUCCCGAUGUCUGUUCGGAGGAAGUUGGAGGAUGGCACGGCUGAGAUUGAGGACACUCAGGCUGGCGUCGGGCUGCCGUGGAUCUAA
Penicillium cinerascens is the source of this 822-nucleotide messenger RNA. RefSeq lists its product as uncharacterized. Gene Ontology annotation, cellular component: Golgi membrane. NCBI's taxonomy places the organism in Eukaryota, Fungi, Ascomycota, Eurotiomycetes, Eurotiales, Aspergillaceae. Gene Ontology annotation, biological process: protein N-linked glycosylation. Gene Ontology annotation, molecular function: glycosyltransferase activity. The record is from RefSeq and is a predicted model, not a curated record. Bases 1 to 822 code for a protein of 273 amino acids. The transcript has a single exon.